UGAAUAAAUAACAGCAAUAGUUGUUUGUUUGCAUUUGGGCAGGCAGUGGUUUGAUUAAUAUUGUGGGCUAGUAACGGGUUACAAACGGAUAAUGUUGUUUCAUUGAGGGUUUCUCCGCCUUGUUUUGCCACUGUGAGUACAGUGAAGAGAUCCUUGUCACAAUGGUAGAGCAGUCGGACCGUGCUCCGCUGCUCGAUUGGGAAGAGGUUCCUCCGGCAGACACGACUGCUGUCGUACCGUCGCUGGACACCGAGAAUGCCCCGGAACAGAGCCCCGAAAAUCGCCGUGCUUUGGGCAGCACCGCGCCCGGCACAGGGUGGAGCACCAGCCCAAGUGCUGUGGCGGUAGCAGCUGCUGUUAGCGGGGAAGCUGGUGCGGUCCACGCUGGGCCGGGAUGGGAUGCCCAAAAUCCCGCGAAGGGGGACCACACUUUUCCCGGAUGGGAUGGAGUGUCAACAAAAGACCGAAGGGCGGAAGAAUGGGAGGAAAAGGACCAAAUCGUCGCCGUUUUCGUGGUGACAUUUGAUACAAGAUCAGGUAACAUGGUGGAAUGGUGUCUGCCUCAGGACGUGAACUUGGACGGUGUGGAGUUCAAAUCCAUGGCCAGCGGCUCCCACAGAAUCACAAGUGACUUCAUAUAUUUCCGGAAAGGCUGCUACUUUGGCCUGGCGUGCUUCGCCAACAUGCCAGUGGAGAGCGAGCUGGAGAGGGGGGCGCGUAUGAAGUCGGUGGGAAUCCUGUCCCCUUCCUACACCCUGCUGUAUCGGUACAUGCACUUCCUGGAGAACCAGGUCAGGCACCAGCUGCAGUGUCCGGGCCAGUACUCUCCACUCGAGGCUUUCUACGAGGACAAGAAAGCCCUGCUGCCCCCCGCGGGGAACGGCCUGAUCACCGCCUGCCCAACAAGUGCCUGGGGGACUGCGCUCAACCGCUGCAUGCACCCUGAGAUGAAGAUAACCCACCCAGCUGGCUGCAUGUCCCAGUUCAUCCGCUUCUUCGGGGAGCAGAUCAUGGUGCUGUGGAAGUUUGCUCUGCUCAGGAGACGCAUCCUCAUCUUCUCCCCGCCCCCCAUUGGAGUGGUCUGCUACAGGGUGUACUGCUGCUGUUGCCUGGCCAAUGUGUCUCUCCCCGGAGUGGGCGCGUCAGUGCCUGAGUUCCGCCCUUUUUUCUACAUCAACGUGGCUGACAUCACCGCCUUGGAGACGGAGUUGUCCUACGUAGCCUGCACCACCGAGAAGAUCUUUGAGGAGAAGAAAGAGCUGUACGACGUCUAUGUGGACAACCAGAACGUGAAGACGCACCGAGAGAGCCUGCAGCCGCUGCUUCGCCUCAACAGCGCCGACCGAGAGAAGUACAGGAAGCUGAGCGAGCAGAGGCAGAUGCUGCUGUACUCUCAGGAGGUGGAUGGAGACUGUAACUCCAGCGAGGAGGACCUGUUUAUCUUGUUCUUCAUGGAGCAGAACAACCGGAUCUUUCAGACGCUGUCGGAGGUGGCGGGAAGUGCGGACCCUACCCUGACGGCGGACCACGUGCGGGCCAUGGGGCUGGACCCGCAGGGAGACCGUGGCUUCCUGGUGGACCUGCUGGAGCUCUAUGGCAUCGAUGCCAUGCUAGUUAUCGACAACCCCUGCUGCCCAUAAACACACCCUCCUCCGCUGGCUUUCUGCCCCUGAGGUUUGAAGGCGCUGCCCCUGCCGUUGUCCUGGGACUUGGCGGAUACCCCUGCACCUUUGUGACAUCUGCCACGUUGAAGAGCUCCGAAACUGCCCUUUGACCUCUCUUAGAGAGUGCUACGACUCGUUUGUGCUGUGUGGAUUUCAGAAUCUGCCCCUCUUCCAACCUGCAUUGUUUCUUGAUGUCUCUGCUAGAUUUCUCUCUGUCUGUCUGUCUGUCCGGCCCACCUGCCUGUGUAUUCGCCGUGUCUCGCUCAGUGGAAAAACCCGGGGCGUCACAGAAAGAUAGGAGGUGUUCUCUUCAGCUCCACAACACCUGAACUCAAAUGCUGCUGUAGGGAAAGGCAGCAAACUGGAAAAAAGCGUAUUAGUGUUUUAUAUAUGUUUAAUGUGCCUCUUUCACCUGGACAGAGUACGGUUUGGACGCUUUCCCUUGGGAACUGAUUGUGUAAAAGACUAAUGACAGGACGCUCACUGCCGACUUGUAGGAAGAGCAUUGCAGUCAGUAGCCUCACUCACCUUCAGAUAGGACUUAAUUCAAGUUUUCAUAGUUUGUGGUUAUGCAUCAUCUUCUUUGGUCUACGUUCUUCUGGUGGAAAAAAAUGGAAUGACAGCAUUAAUCAUUGUUGUAUGUUUUUUCCCCCCACAGUAUUUUGCCAGGGCACUGCACAGUAUAGCUGCUGUAUUUUGAGCCUUUGUUGGUGAUUUGUCCAAAAUGUGUGUGCUACCAGCAACAACAGGCCUUUCAUCAAUGUGACCAUUAUUUUUCCUUGUUUUAUUCACUCGUUCUUAGGAAAGUGUCCUCCAUCUCGCUCUUUCAGGAGCUCACUGAGUGCGGGACAGUAGAAUAACAUUUAACUACCCCUGAGUGGACGGUCACAGCAUGUCACAAACCAGGAUGUUGGCAAACAAAGAGUGGAUUGCGGAGACACCUUCGGGUUUUCAGCGUGUGGCAUGCAGUCUCUUUGCAAUCUGUGAAAAGACUUGAACAAACAGAUGCUGUACUGUCCAGCUCUGUGCAGGGAAGGCGGCCAGACCGCCGAUGCACUUGGGAAACGGACGCGUUUAGGCAGAGAUGGAAGAGGACCGUGUGGAGGGAAUGAUGCCCCUCCUCUCGGAAUACGGUUUAUGUCUGAGAAUCUCUUAAAGGUAUUCCGUAUGCGUGUGUGUGUGUGUUUGUGCCUGAAUGAACCUGCCUGCAUACAUGAAAUUCCAACCUUUUGACAGCAUUCCAAGUGUGUGUGUGUGUGUGUGUGUGUGUGCGCGUGUGCGCUUUGAAUUGGAAACAAUGAAAGUGUGCACCCCCGUAAAGUCUCUGCUUGUAGUAAGUUUCCUCUUUUUGAUUAUUGGACCUUUAUUUAACAUUUAGAUGGGAAAGACAUGUAAAUAUAUGUAUUUAUUAAAUGCUCUCCACUAAAGAGGGAAAUAUUGGGAGAGGUUAAACUGGGAAUGGUUGUUAAAUAGUUUUUUGUUUUCUUUUGUGUGUUUUUUUUUUUUUUUUUACUUGAGGAUACACCUAUUGGUCCAUCUAUUCUGCCAACCCCCUAUCGCACACUGAGCAGCUGCACAGCUGGUGUAAUUAAGUUUUUGCUGGAUAUUGAGUGUGUUUUGUCGGCACAGGACAUUGCAAUGUGGAAAUUUGUGUUUAAUUUUGUAGAAUUUCUUUAUUCUGUUUAAAUAGGAAACAAUCUGGGAUAUCUAUGAAUGUGAUUCUGGCACCAACUAAUCAAUGAAUGCACCUCCAUUGAUUUUACUGGACUUCUGUUCUUUGGCUGCGUUUUACUUCAGUUGCAUAUGACUUAAAUCUCUCGCAAACGUAUGUGUCUAUGCAGGCAUAUAUGCUGAGCUGGUGUGUUGCGGAAGGGGAAAGAUAGACUUUCAGAGUGUGGUCUGUUUGUGCUGGAUUUUCUGUCUGUAAGAGCAAAUUUUAUUUCAUUUAAAUGAGCCGCACCAGCUUGUAGAUCAAAUGUGAUGAAAAUCGAAAAUUAAUUAUGCAGAUUGACAGCAAAUAGAAAUGUAGUCUGUCUUCAUCUCACAAAAAAUGCUGUUCCUUCUGCUCGAUGUUGGGACAAAGGGUUCUUUGUGGAGUAAGAGCCGGUUGCGGUGAUGUCAGUCCCCAGGACUGGAGGGCAGAUUAACCCCCUCCAGUGCAGACAGACCCCAUCUGUUGGCGCUGAUGGUCUCUCACUCUGAGGAGUCCUGCACUGUGUAACAGCAUAUAUAGGGAUGUAGGCCUAGGAUUUGGGUUUGAAAGGGGGGGUGUAAGUGUUCAAGUGGGGCCGAGACCCCUGGAAAAGCGCCCAUGGUGGACAGAGGAAGCCAAGCCAGCACUGUCAACUAAUAAAGAAAAAAAUAUGUGUGAAACAACUAUUUCUCUGUUGCUGGUGUGUAUUGAGUGGGCCUAGGUCCUCUGCCGUUACAAAGUGUUUUAAAAAACUUCAGCACGUGGGCAGAUAUCCUCAGGCUUGAGGUUAUUUCCAUAAUGCCACAUGGAGAAGGGGAAUGUCAGUGCCACUAACAGGACUGUGUAAAAUGCCUUCAUUGUGACAGUGGGGAGGGAAGAGAACACAUGCUCACAAUCUUGUGCUAUGGAAUGCACAAGUGUGUUACAGUCACGCUUCUGCACGAGGGGAUUGGCCCCUCUCACGUGACAUCACAGACCCUGUAUUGUCUGUAAUGAAUCCUCAGCAAUACAUGGAAAAACAGCAAAUUUAACAUGUUGAGUCUUGCAUGUCGCUUCUCAGCUAACAACAACCAUUCUUAGAUUUUACCCUACUCAUGCUUAUAGCUGCACUCAACCACACCUCUUUUCUAGC
Messenger RNA from Megalops cyprinoides (Indo-Pacific tarpon), 4489 nucleotides. It is a transcript of the gene dennd11, whose product is annotated as DENN domain containing 11. The record is from RefSeq and is a predicted model, not a curated record. The transcript is spliced from 9 exons. The coding region runs from base 162 to 1640 and encodes 492 amino acids. Lineage: Eukaryota; Metazoa; Chordata; Actinopteri; Elopiformes; Megalopidae. Gene Ontology annotation, cellular component: cytoplasm.